CAAAACAACACGCGGCACCAACUCAAUUCCAGCUCACGUUUCCCAUCCCAUCCUCCCGGUCCUCUCUUGUGUUCCCGAAUCCCGAUCCCCUUUGCGCCUGCCUGUUUCUUUUCUCCUCGUCGCCGGAGCCUCGGACCCCCACUCCCACUCCCCUUCCCCUGCCCCCUCAUCCCCAGGAGAGCCAGCCAGCCAGCCAGCCAAGAAUAAUCCUCUUCUCCGCGCGGCGACCCGACGCGGCGGCCAGGCGACGUCGCUGUCCCUCUGCUCCGACGCCGGCACCGCGCCGGCUUCCUGCUGCCCAAGUUCGAUUCGCGGUUGGAUUGCCAGGGCCGCUCGCCGCCGCCGGAGGAGGUCGGGGAAAGGCAGCCACCGACCACCCGUCCGUCCACGCCGCGCGCGACGGGGCUCCCGCUCCGCCGAUGAACGCCGGCUUCUCCGCGGCGAGACCAUUGGGUUCCAUAACUUCGCCCGUUGAUUGAGUCGGCCUAGAAAGUACAUCGAGAAAGAUGAGAGCAACGGUAGCUCGCUCGCUACGCCAGCUUCGCCGUUUGGCGCGGCACCAUGCAGAGGGGCGCGCACCAAUAAACAGGCUGACCAGGCAGCAGAACGCUCUCAUCUUGCGGAGUUCCGCAUCUCGUUCACUGUGCACAGUGCGCCAGAAUGAUGAACAUGGCAGAUUUGUGAGUCCAGCUGUGGAGUCACUGAGGAACAUGUUCUCCACUGCCGCAGCUGAUUCGAUUAAAGAUGUUCCACGAGGUGGUCCGAUGGUGGAAUAUGAGAAGAGAAUUGCAUCAGGAGAUCUUGUGGAUGGUGAUAGCUUUCAGGUUGAUACGAUUCAGCAAUUACAAAGGCUUUAUGAGGAUCUUGUAGAGAAUGAAGAAGCCUGCCAGCUCGAUAGAUAUCAGUCAUCUGAGAAAUCUGGAAGGAGAAGGUGGCUAUGGUCUCGCCUCAUUGCUCAGCCUUCUACCCAAUCACCAGUAAAGGGAUUGUAUCUAUAUGGAGGGGUUGGUACAGGGAAGACGAUGCUUAUGGACCUGUUCUAUGAGCAACUGCCAGCUAAUUGGAGGAAAAAGCGAAUUCACUUUCACGAUUUCAUGUUGAAUGUUCAUAGUCGUCUGCAGAUGCAUAAAGGUGUUUCAGAUCCCCUUGAUAUGGUAGCAGCUGAGAUUUCAGAUGAAGCCAUAAUAUUAUGUCUUGAUGAGUUUAUGGUAACUGAUGUUGCUGAUGCUAUGAUAUUGAACCGUCUGUUCAGACAUCUGUUCAGCAAAGGCGUUAUUCUAGUUUCGACUUCUAAUCGUGCUCCAGAUCAGCUAUACGAAGGUGGCUUGCAGAGAAACCUUUUCUUACCUUUCAUUGACACCUUGAAAGAAAGGUGCAUUUCACACCCCAUUGGCUCCGCAGUAGACUACCGUCAACUGGGUUCGGCUGGAGAAGGUUUCUAUUUUAUUGGAAACGACUGCAGUACAGUUCUUAAACAGAAAUUCCAAUCUUUGAUUGGAGAUGAGGAACCUACUCCUCAAACAGUUGAAGUCGUUAUGGGACGACAUUUGCAGGUCCCACUGGGAGCAAAUGGGUGUGCAUAUUUCCAGUUUGAAGAUCUUUGUGACAGACCUAUAGGCGCAGCAGAUUAUUUCGGGCUAUUUAAGAAGUUUCACACCCUUGCAGUUGAAGGUGUCCCUAAGUUUGGAUAUCAUAACAGAACAGCAGCGUAUCGGUUUGUCACAUUGGUUGAUGUAAUGUACGAGAACAAGGCGAGGCUGUUAUGCACAGCUGAGGCUGAGCCGAUAGAGCUAUUCGAGAACAUCGUGACAGUUGCUGAAGCACAAAAGAGUGCACCUAGAUCUUCACGCUCGCGCAAAAGUGAUGAUCCCGAUCUCUGUGUGGACAAUGAGCUAGGAUUUGCCAAAGAUCGUACGAUUAGCAGGUUGACAGAGCUCAACAGCAGAGAGUACUUGGAGGACUUUGAAGCAAAAUGGCAACAGCCCCUGCACGAUGAUGGUGGCGAUGUCGUACUUGCAUAAGUGGCAGGGUUUCAUGUGCAAAGAUCGCAUUAUAGUUUUGUCAUCUCUAUUAUCCCGCCCGGCUAUGAAGGAAUGGGAGAAUUGUUGGCUUUCCUGUCAGUGAUGCAUGUAAUUUCAGAGUGUGCCAUGAUAUGUAAGCACUUUUGCAUGUAGAUCUGCAAAAAUGUCACACUUGUAGAGAAUUUGUGUCCUGUCUUACUGGAAAUCUAUCCUAUCCUUUAUAUGAAACUGAAAAUCUUCAGAUAGCGAA
Molecule: messenger RNA, 2271 nt
Organism: Triticum dicoccoides
Lineage: Eukaryota; Viridiplantae; Streptophyta; Magnoliopsida; Poales; Poaceae
Product: AFG1-like ATPase
Exons: 16
Coding region: 507-2021 (504 amino acids)
Cellular component (GO): chloroplast; cytoplasm; mitochondrion
Molecular function (GO): ATP binding; ATP hydrolysis activity
Source: RefSeq, a predicted model, not a curated record